Messenger RNA from Daktulosphaira vitifoliae (grape phylloxera), 2674 nucleotides. Its product is annotated as protein KRI1 homolog. The coding region runs from base 242 to 2278 and encodes 678 amino acids. The record is from RefSeq and is a predicted model, not a curated record. Gene Ontology annotation, biological process: endonucleolytic cleavage in ITS1 to separate SSU-rRNA from 5.8S rRNA and LSU-rRNA from tricistronic rRNA transcript (SSU-rRNA, 5.8S rRNA, LSU-rRNA). The transcript is spliced from 10 exons. Gene Ontology annotation, cellular component: 90S preribosome; nucleolus. Lineage: Eukaryota; Metazoa; Arthropoda; Insecta; Hemiptera; Phylloxeridae.
UGUUUCUUUCACAAAAUAACUAGACUAGGUUGAUACAUGAUUCAUCCCCUCCUAUGUUAAUUGUGUAGAUUAGUUGAUAACAUUUAUCUAAAGUUUGAAUGAAUGAUAACAUGUUUUGUUAAGCAACAUCGCACGCGUUUUUUGUAUCUUCUCAUUUAAUAUUCUUCGACGAAACUUUCAUUACAUAAUUUCAAGUACAUACUACAUAUUGUAUAUACCUUAUAUACAUUUAAAGUAUAAUAUGAAUCGUGUUGGGAACAAUAACUUGGGAAGUACGAGUUCAGACGAAGAAGAGGAUGAUGAAGCCAAAGAAUUAACUGAAGAAUUAGAGAAGAAUUUUUUUAAAACUUUAUCCUAUUUAAAAAAAGAUGAUCCCAAAAUAUAUGAUGAAUCUGUUAGGUUUUUUGACCCAUCAUGUGCCCAAAAAUUUUCAGCAAAAUCUAAUUACAAUAAAACAAAGAAAUCAAAUCCGCUUUUUAUUGAAGAAUAUAAAAGAAAAAUAUUAUUAGAAAAGGGACCAGAAUUUGAUGACAAUAAGGAUGGUAUUAGUAGUGGUCAUAAAAACAAUCUUCGUGCAUCAUCACCCACAUAUGUAGAAGAACAGAAAGCUAUCAAAGAAAGUUUUAAAGACGCUCUAAAUAAUUCUGAUGAUGAUGAAGAUAUAUUAAAACCAUGUGUCAAAAGUAAAGAACAGCUGGAAAAAGAAGAAAAAGAUUACUUAGAAUGGUUAAAAGGUAAUAAAGAUGAACUUGAAGACGAAGAAACUAAAAAAGAACUUCAGCCUUUACAUGACUAUUGGAAUAACCCGAAUUUAGAAGAAGGAGAACAAUUUUUAUGUGAUUACAUAUUGAAUAAAAGAUUCUUGGAAAAAACUAAUGAAAACUUUGAGGAUGAUGAAAUGCAAUUUUCUGAAGAAGAUGAAAUGCUUGAAAAACAUGAAGAAUUUGAACAUAAAUACAAUUUUCGAUAUGAAGAACCAGAUAAAGAAUUUAUUAAAACUUAUCCACGUACAAUGGAAAGCUCUUUGCGUCGAAAAGAAGAAAAACGUAAACUUAAACGUGAAGAAUUAGCUCAAAGAAAAAAAGAAGAAUAUGAAAAACGCUCUCUUGAAAUAAAAAAAUUAAAAAAAAUUAAAAAACAAGAAAUAAUUGAAAGAAUAAAAAAAAUUCAAGAAAUUACCGGCAAUAAAAGUAUAGGAUUUGAGAAUACAGAUUUAGAAAAGGAAUUUAAUCCAUCUGAGUAUGACCAAAAAAUGCAACAAUUAUUUGAUGAAGAAUUUUAUGAUCAAAUGGAUGGUGAUGAAAAACCAGUAUUUGAUGAAGAUGAAGAUGAGUUUAUUAUGGACUGUGAGUAUGAUCCUAGUUUAGAUAAAAGAAAUAAAAAAAAAACUAGAGCUGCUAAACGAAAAGAAAAAAAGAAGACCAUUGUUGAAGAAGUUGAAGAUAAAGAUAACAAUUUCAUUUCGAAAAAACAGAUUCCAAAGUAUGAUCCUUCAAUGGGAUCAUUUGAAAAAUAUAUUGAUGAGUAUUACAGUUUGGAAUGUGAAGAUAUUGUUAGUGGUGUACCAACUAGAUAUUCAUACAACAAAGUUAUUCCUAAUGACUAUGGCCUAACAAUUGAAGAGAUUUUAUUAGCAGAUGAUAAAGAACUUAAUAAAUGGUAUCCUAUUGGAAAAUUAUCUAAAAUUCAACCAGAAGCUGUACAAAAAUUUGAGGCAAAAAUCUAUAAAAGAAAAGCUAAUGAUAUUGAACUGAAGCAAAAGUUAUUGUCAAGUUUGUUCAAAAAAGAAAAUGAAUUACUUGAAAAUGAAAAUCAGAAAUCAAAAAACAAAAAGACAAAAAAGAAAAUUAAAAAGUCAUUAAAAACUAAUGUUUUCAAAGUAAAUACUGAUACAUCUAAUAAACAGAAUAACAACCAAAUACUUCAAAAUAAAACUGAAAUUUCUUCUAACAAUAAUUGUCAGACCAAAGAAACUUUGAAAAAUGUUGUAGUAUCUGAAAAUGUUACACUUAGUAACAAUAAUAAUAUAAAUAUUAGAAAUAACAAGUUUAAGACAAAAGAUUUAAAAAAGAAAAAUAUGAGUAUAAAUAAAAAUAAGGGUGUUAAAAGAAAAUUAGAGCCAACUUUGAAUAGUUUUAACAAAAAGAAAAAAACACAUAACAAGCAAUAUAAUGAAAAAGAACCUAGUGUAUUGGAAUCUUUGACAGAUGAUCGCCUUAAAGCAUAUGGAAUUAAUCCUAAAAAGUUUAGAAAUAAAUUAAAAUACUCAAAUAAAUAAUACAUGUUUUAUAUCAAAAAAGUUACUUUAUUUUAUAUAUUAUUUAAAAAAAAUGAAUCAUAAUAUAAUUAUUACUAUUAAUGUAAGAUAUAAUAUGGGAUGUCUUAAAAGACAGAGAAAGAGAGAUGAAACCCUUUUUCUUAAGCUAUCUGCUUAAAAAUUUUUAUCUUAGGGGACAGUUGCCCCCCUUGACUUUUUGAUUGGUUAGUUUUCAUAAUAUUAUUUAGUAUUAUAUAAUUUUAUAAUAUAAAACGAUUAUUCAUAAUAUUAUAAAUUUCAAGAAUAAAAGCAUUGCUUUUAUAGAUUAAUAAUGACAUGUUGGUUUGGUUUUAAUUUAUUACAUUUAUAGAGACACUUAAUUUUAUAAUACAUAUAAAUCGCUAAAUACACACCAUG